Messenger RNA from Fusarium mangiferae, 444 nucleotides. RefSeq lists its product as uncharacterized. The record is from RefSeq and is a predicted model, not a curated record. The coding region runs from base 1 to 444 and encodes 147 amino acids. The transcript has a single exon. NCBI's taxonomy places the organism in Eukaryota, Fungi, Ascomycota, Sordariomycetes, Hypocreales, Nectriaceae.
AUGGCCACUCUCCGGCCCCUUGAAGGUAUGGAGGAAGGUGCCAAUAUACAGACACCCUGGUCUACCAAAGUGGUAAUAAAGAAUGUCGUUGUAAUCAUGGUGGUGGACUCAAAAGUUUUCUACGGUGUCUGUGUCGAGACUUUGGAUGCCAUUUCCCCUGACUGGACAAGUUCAGAGUGCCUAAUAUGGGUUUUUAAUGACGGUUCAGGGCCACGCAUGUGGCAGGAGACCGCACAGCCAUCGCCGUUCAGUUCAGAAGAUCCUGAAAGGGAUUUCGACCAGAUCUUAGGCCAUUACGAAUCCAAUGAUGGAGAAUGCUACGUGGCAGUGAAGUGGAAAAGUACCCUAGUGCCGACAUGGGAGAGAGAGACGAACAUGGCAUAUUGUGCCGGCGCUAUCGCGCAAUACUUCAUCAACCAAAGUCUUGAAGCCUUCCAGGAGUAA